Molecule: messenger RNA, 990 nt
Organism: Rattus rattus (black rat)
Lineage: Eukaryota; Metazoa; Chordata; Mammalia; Rodentia; Muridae
Product: basic salivary proline-rich protein 3-like
Source: RefSeq, a predicted model, not a curated record
AUGCUGGUGGUUCUGCUGACAGUGGUCCUGCUGCCCCUGAGCUCAGUUCAAAGCUCACGUGAAGACCAUGGCCACCAGAUUCAGCCUCUUCCUCCUCACCCUGAUCAUGGCAACCAGACACAGCCUCGUCCUCCUCAUCCAGACAUAGGCAACCAGACUCACCCUCGUCCUCCUCACCCUGACCAUGGCAACCAGACACAGCCUCGCCCUCCUCACCCUGACCAAGGCAACCAGACUCAGCCUCGCCCUCCUCACCCUGACCAUGGCAACCAGACACAGCCUCGCCCUCCUCACCCUGACCAAGGCAACCAGACUCAGCCUCGUCCUCCUCACCCUGACCAUGGCAACCAGACUCAGCCUCGUCCUCCUCACCCUGACCAAGGCAACCAGACACAGCCUCGUCCUCCUCGACCAGGUCAAGGCAAUCAUACUCACCCUCGUCCUCCUCACCCAGACCAUGGUAACCAGACUCAGCCUCGUCCUCCUCACCCUGACCAAGGCAACCAGACUCAGCCUCGUCCUCCUCCAGACCUAGGCAACCAGACUCAGCCUCGUCCUCCUCGACCAGGUCAAGGCAACCAGACUCAGCCUCGCCCUCCUCACCCUGACCAAGGCAACCAGACUCAGCCUCGCCCUCCUCACCCUGCAGGCAACCAGACUCAGCCUCGUCCUCCUCACCCUGACCAAGGCAACCAGACACAGCCUCGUCCUCCUCGACCAGGUCAAGGCAAUCAUACUCACCCUCGUCCUCCUCACCCAGACCAUGGUAACCAGACUCAGCCUCGUCCUCCUCACCCUGACCAAGGCAACCAGACUCAGCCUCGUCCUCCCCAUCCAGACCUAGGCAACCAGACUCAGCCUCGUCCUCCUCGACCAGGUCAAGGCAACCAGACUCAGCAUCCUCAUUCUCCUCACCCUGACCAUCAACGUACACCACAGCAAGAUGGAGGCAAUCAGUUAGGAUCUCAACCUCCUCCUCCUGCCUACUGA